AUGUCAGAUAAAGAAUUCAACUGCAACUUUAAAGAAUUGAUUCCAGAACAUAUGGAGUAUCUAACCAUAGUUAAUAAAGCGAACUGGUUUAGACAGAAAUUCUAAACCCCAGACUAUCAUCAAUCAUCAACUCAAAUUCUGGAAGCAUUACCGCACUUUUCUUUUGUAAUAGAAGUCUAUUCUCUAGUUCUUGGACUGUCCAUUCCUGCAAUGUUUUCAAAGUUUUUACUCUUUUACAGAGGUCACUGAAGCUACUAUAGUAUUUCUGGUGGCUCUCUGUAACAGGUUGUCUUCUACCACAGAUCUCAAUGGACAUGCAACAGGUCUCACCAUGUCAUGACUUCUCUUAGGCAUACUGAAAGUUGGCAAGGCUCCAAACUUUGGUGUUUUUUUCGCCAUCUUUUCCAAUUGAACUGAAAUAAAAAUAAAAGAAAAGCAAUGUGUAGCAACAAUCUGUAUAAGAAUAUAAAGUUCAAACACGAAUGAGACAUCAUUUAUGUGGCCGGUUGUGUUUACAUGGAUACCAGAUAUGUUUAUUACAGACAACUCAAGCACUUACAUGUCUCAUAUCAUCAGGAUCGAAAUGUUUCUCACAUGUAAACACCUUGCCAUUAUCGAUCUGAUUUUGGAAGUCUUUGUCAAUGACUCAUCUUCGUCAGCUCAUUUGGCCACUCUUCCUGCCACUUCUUGUAUUCUGCAUUUCGUGGUGAGUGCAGUUUGAAGAUACCAAUCCCUUCAGUUCUAUGGCACGUACCGCAACCAAACACCGAGCAGUUGUCACCAGGCAUUCUAUUUUCAAUACAACGAACUAAGAAAACGAUUCCAGUCAAAAGAACUACAUUGUGAAGCUUUAAAAACAGGUCAGUUCAAGUCUAACUCUUCGAACGACACAAUAUUGGAUUUGUGUGUGCAUGGUCAUUGUCACGUGGCUUCGAAUAAAGAAGACAAUAACCGUUUCUUUGAAGGUUACUGCGUUUCAUAACCAGUUCGCUUUUUUAACUAUGAUCUAACCCAACAUUCCGUUGGUAGUGGAAGUUUUGGCCAAUGCUACAAGCAAGUUACGGCAGGAUCGCCGUUAUUGUGAAGGAAAUGACACACAAUAACAAUGCUGGAGAGAAGGGAUUAUAACUGCAUUGGGGGAUCAUGCCAAUCUCCCAAUGUUGUUUGGAGUAGUUACAAAGAGCUUGCCCUUAUGCCUUGUUCUACAGUUCCAUGGCAUCAACCAAGAAAGCACUAUUCUUCAUCAGGCUACAAGCAAAAACCUGCUUAAUCCAACAGAUUGUAUUUGACUGUUUAUAAAGAUAGAUUCCACCUUGAGCUAUGUUCAUUCAAAAGGCUACCUUCAUAAAGACAUAAAAGCUAACACUGUAGUAUUGGAAAGAGAGUCCAACUCUGCAAAAUAUAACCCAAUUCUUAUUCAUUUUGGUAAAAGCACCAUCCUCAAAACAAAGUUCAUCCUGCUGUUCAAGAAAGAUCUAUUUAGCCCUAGAAGUCCCAAAAGAAAGACAUAA
Molecule: messenger RNA, 1511 nt
Organism: Pocillopora meandrina
Lineage: Eukaryota; Metazoa; Cnidaria; Anthozoa; Scleractinia; Pocilloporidae
Source: the annotation of a GenBank genome assembly